AUGUCAAGACGACCAGUAUUAGAGGAUGUCAAUGAUGACGAUAUAGAUAACCUUGACAUGGACAUUGCAGAAUUUGAUCCAAAUUUAAAAACUCCAAUAGCUCCAAAAAUACCAGAACCAUCAAUUGUAAGGUCUCAAGAUCAAGAAUUACCAUUGUUCCCACAAAUUCCAAUAAAUAAUCAACCUCCACAACAAUCUAAACAACAAAUCCAUAAACAAAAUAAUAUAAUAGAUCCCAAAUCAUUUUCUCAAGAAGAAGAAGCUGAAUUUAAAAAAUUUCAAAUUGUAUAUCCUUGUUAUUUCGAUUUGAAUAGAUCUCAUAAACAAGGUAGAAAAGUUAAUAUAGAUAGAGCAGUCGAAAAUCCAUUAGCUAAAACAAUAAGUGAUGCUUGUCAAAAGUUAAGACUUCCAGUUUUAUUAGAAUUGGAUAAAACACAUCCACAAGAUUUUGGAAAUCCUGGAAGAGUAAGAGUGCUUUUAAAAAAUCCAAAAGAUAAUAAUAAACCAGUAAAUUCUCAAAUUCAAAAUAAAAGAACAUUAUAUAAUAAAAUAUCAGAUUAUUUAGUAGAUCAUCCAACAGAUUUAGAUUCGGUUGGUGCUAAAAGUGGUAUAAAAUUACCAAGUGAUUUACAAUCAAAUUUUAAACCUGAUGAAAUUCCAAAAGUUAAAGGUUUUAAAAUGAAUACAAUUGUACCUAUACAUUCCCCAUUAACAAUGAAACAUCCAAUGACAAAAUCAAUUUAUGAUCCAGAACCAGAAACUGAAACUUCAAAUACUCCAAUAAAACCAAAUGUUCCAAAACAACCAAAAAAGAAAAUAAUGAGACUAAGAGGUUAA
This is a messenger RNA of Lodderomyces pseudojiufengensis, 837 nucleotides long. RefSeq names its product RNA-binding signal recognition particle subunit (gene SEC65). The record is from RefSeq and is a predicted model, not a curated record. The transcript has a single exon. The coding region runs from base 1 to 837 and encodes 278 amino acids. Gene Ontology annotation, molecular function: 7S RNA binding. Gene Ontology annotation, biological process: SRP-dependent cotranslational protein targeting to membrane; SRP-dependent cotranslational protein targeting to membrane, signal sequence recognition. Lineage: Eukaryota; Fungi; Ascomycota; Pichiomycetes; Serinales; Debaryomycetaceae. Gene Ontology annotation, cellular component: signal recognition particle, endoplasmic reticulum targeting.